This is a messenger RNA of Heterobilharzia americana, 6908 nucleotides long. Lineage: Eukaryota; Metazoa; Platyhelminthes; Trematoda; Strigeidida; Schistosomatidae. The record is from the annotation of a GenBank genome assembly.
GUGCUCUAGGUUUAAGCGCUCCCAUUGAGGAGCCUAAAUAUUUCAUGGCUUUGUUCUAAGGAAUUAUGUCUGAACCAGGAUUAGGAGUUGGUCACACUGCUCCGAAUCCGAUUCUCUAUAAGAGUUUUACACUUAAAGAAAAAUCCACAUCAAAACUUCGCAUUCUGAAAAGAAUUCGAAAGCGACUAUCAGCUUCAUUUGGGAAAUUGAGUCCUAAAGAUGGUUUGUCAAACCUUGAGGAAACAGGGGCAUCUGGCGCACCUCCAAGAAGUUUUUCUUCUAUGAAUAUUUAUGCUUUGUCGAGCUCUUCUUCAAUCCUUGGUCCCACAGUAAGUUUGGGACCAGGUGGAGAGGUAGGUGAUGUGCCUCUGUAUCCUUUUGGUUCUAAUGUUGACUACACAUCGGAUGACCUCCAUUUGGUUCUUGAGGAUACUAAUAGAAGCGUUCGUGUGGAUGAAGCAAAUCGUUUAGUUUCCAGUAGUGUCAGUGGUGUGGGUUGUCCCGGUCCAAGCGCCAGAAGACUAAUGUACAUGCAACACCAAAAUAUCCCGUCAAUUCAACUUAAUAGACAAAGACAGAGUUUUUGUUCUGGCACAAUGUCGAUUCUUACAAAUCAACCUUCUCCGACACCUUGCACAAAUAUGACCUCAACAUCACGUGAUCACUCAUCAAUACCAAUAAAUCAAAUCUUCACUACUAGAACAAAUACGGAGACGUUACCUCCGUCUUCAAUAAACGCUACUAACUUACCGAUCGUUACUACUCGUGAUUCUUCGGGUCCCUCUUUAGCUCGUAGUUUUAGAGAUAUUUUUUUGGGGAGAAUUCAUCCAAGUCAAGCCGCUGGUACAUCAAGGUCAGCCAGUUACCGCCGAAUCGCUCGUGCACGUUGGCAUCAUUCGACAGGCAGUGUACUUGCUUCAAGCUCAGGUAUAACAGCAUCAGGCAGUGAAGAAAACGUGGCCGUGACCAGUAACCGAGCUUCUCUUUCUCAUCAGCAUUCGGAGGACCUAAGCAGCGGGAUAGGUAAAUCUUCUCCAUCUUCUUCUAAACCCAAUCCAGCUCGUAAAUUGAGCAGGUUUCGAGUAUCCAAAAGAAGAUCGAGAUUCUCCUAUACGCCUCCUGCAAACAUUGCCUCUGAACCCGAGACAGAUGUGAACUGGGAAAAUCUUGACGGUAGCAAUGGACGACGUCUCAGUCGCCCUAUGCACUCUGCUCAUAGUCAUUGCACAUCAUCUAGCCAUCUGAAACGAGAUUUUCCUAAUGAGUCACCAUUAGGCUCCAUGUGUGUUGUAAGAGUUACAGAUAAAAAAUCACACUCGCGACCGAGACCGCGUUCAGUUUCUUCUUCAACUUCCAAACUAGCAGGCUUUUGGAAUUCUCUUGUAUCAGGGGUAGUUAUUGGGAAUAAUACAGUACCAAAACCUCAACUUGCUCAUCAUCAUCCAUCCAGCACUGCUACACCAACUACUGUGAAACAAGUAAAAGGACAUCGUAACUUUUUGCGUAGCAGUCGUCACACCGGUGAAACACAAAGCGGUUUGGUUAAGUCACGUUCACGUAAAUCAAAGCAUUCCAAAUCCAAUACAGACGUAAAUGAUGGCUUUAUGAAAAUCUCUCCAAGCUCCUUUAUGAGUCGUCCACAUUCUGAAGAACUACGUUUGGCUGGUCUGCUCAACCUACGCGAUCCAAAUAUACUGCGUUCACCUUCACAGGUUGAUACAACAAAUAUUACAACUGCUAAUGGUGUUUUUCGACGCUCACCAGCACCCAUUAACAAAUCAGUAAAUUCACGUUUUGUUGGUGGUGGCAAAUAUAUUUCAUCUCAACGAACCAGCGAAGAUUGUAUAUUUCCAUCAACCAAUAGUACUCCUCAAUCCCAUUCUCAGUCACCCAAAAGAAUACUUCAUAAUCGUUCGUCUUCAUCACGUAGUUUCGGAUGCGUUGAUUCAUAUCAGAAACUAGAUGUCCUUGGAGAAGGAUCCUACGCCACUGUGUACAGAGGAUAUUCACAUGUAAUGCGUCGUGCUGUUGCUGUCAAAGAGAUACGUAUUAAUCCAGAAGAAGGUCUCCCGUUUACCGCUAUUCGUGAAGCUUCCCUGUUGAAGGCACUGCGUCAUGCCAAUAUAGUUAUUUUACAUGAUAUCGUCCAUACAAAGAAUACACUGAACUUCAUCUUCGAAUUUGUGCAAUCGGACCUGAGUAAAUACAUUGAAAAUCAUCCACGUGGAAUUAAGCUUCAUAAUGUUCGACUUUUUCUAUAUCAGUUGUUACGUGGUUUAGCUUAUUGUCAUGAUCGUCAUAUACUUCAUCGAGAUUUAAAACCUCAAAAUCUUCUGAUAUCAGCACAAGGUGAAUUGAAACUAGCUGAUUUUGGAUUAGCUAGGGCGAAAUCUGUGCCAAGUCGUACUUACAGUCAUGAAGUUGUCACACUUUGGUAUCGUCCACCAGAUGUCUUACUUGGUUCUACGUGCUACACUGCCUCACUGGAUAUAUGGGGUGUUGGUUGUAUUUUCACCGAAAUGAUAUCCGGAGUGGCAGCUUUUCCUGGAUCAAAGGACUCAGUGGAUCAGCUGGAUAAAAUUUUUCGGAUUAUGGGUACACCGACUGAAGAAACUUGGCCUGGUGUUUCUAAACUGCCCAAAUACAAAAGUUUGUUGGGUGAUGGUCAGCCUAAUUUAUCUCUGCAGAGAACGAAGAGUACAUCAACAGGAUUUAGUAGUGAUACCAGUGGAUGUGAAGAAAGAUCACGUAAACCUGGAGAUAGUGAUCAUAAACAAAGACGCCUACAUUAUUAUCCCAGUCGACCUUUGCAUAGAGUUAUAUCACGUCUUAGUCGUGCACCUCAUGCCGAAUCGUUGGCACUACAAUUUCUGCAACUUCAACCUUCUAAAAGAAUCAGUGCUAGAGCUGCUAUGCGUAGCGUAUACUUUUCGAAUCAUCUACCCACUGCUCAACUUGCUUGCCUACCAGAUACUUUAUCUAUCUUCGUCGUCCCAAACAUCCGUUUGCUUCCUGAGUCCAGUUCACAAACCAGUCCGAAUAAAGAUAUGUCUCGCAAUUACUGUCGGCGUCAUGCGAAUGAGAGUGAUCAGGUUGACAUUAAAAUACAACAUCAACAUAAAAAUCCUUCACAAGCUGAAGAACAUCGUGCUUCAGACACCAUGGAAGGAAAUGAGAAUGUUCAUGGAGAAUCUCAUGGUCGUUGGCAUCAUGCAGGUCUUUCACAAUAUGAAAAGCAACUAAUGGUGGAUGAGAGUCUGCAAUUACCAUCAUCUCCAACAUCCGGAACUAAUUCUACUAAGGUUUCAUGGAUGCGCCCACAAAAUAUACUUCCGUCCAAUAAAAACCGGAGUAACAGUCAUGCGAAUCCUAAGGAGAUAUUAAGUGGAAAAGCAAACAAUGGUUCUGAAGGUGAUAAGAGUAUUUCUCAGAAGGACGCUACACCUAAUCACUUGUAUGUUUCUCGAGCUUAUGAGUCGGCAGAUGCUGUGCUGAAUGCAAUUCCUUUUAAAAAACCGAAUGACGAUCUAUCUAAGUUAUCUCAUGAAGAAUGUGAACCAGUGAAAGUUUUUCCUGCCUGUUUUGAUUUACCUAAGAAAUCAGAUCGUCCAACGUCUAAGGUACCACCUUCUACUUCUCGCACUCAAAUGGGAAAUUUUAUGUCGCCAAAUUCCGUGUCUGCUUCAAUUUAUGACUCGCCUGCACGUGCUGCAAUUGUUCAUACUAAUCAGGCUUCUGAAUUUACCACUCCCGCCACUCAUUCUGGACUUCAUACGUUAUCAGGUUCUACAUCACAAGUUUUCCCACCUUAUCUUCACAAUGUCCAGCAACCUAUGCUUACUCCAUACCCUGCCUUAACCCCAUUAUUUUAUUAUCCUGAUUACUAUGCACCAUAUGUUACUCCGGAUUGGAACAGUGUACAAUAUCCUCUCUGCUAUCCACAAAUACCAGCAAUCGAUGAGCGCCGUACGGCUGCUGCCGCUGCAGUAGCAGCUGCCGCAGCUGCGGCUGCAGCGGUUACGUUAUAUCCUGCCGUCGCUCCACAAUCGGAUUCCCACAUACCAAGCAAUUUAGUCUCAUCUACUUGUUCACAUGACCAUAUGAAUCAGGAAGUAAGUAUGGGGUCAAGUACAAUAGAUCCUGCCUCAUUGAAUUUCAGCAAGUGUAACGACAGCUCCACUGCAGAGUCAUUGGGUAAGGAAUCACAUUCUGCUUAUCCGGAAGAUAAAUCAAGUGAAGUUUAUAACAACAGAAGUGGUCACUGUAGUGUGCCAUUAUCAGUAUCUUCUGAUAUGCAGUUCUCUAACAAAAUGCCGCCUAAUUUCAGUAGCUACUAUGUACCAUAUGGUCUACCCUUAAACUGCUCCAACCCGAUGUAUGUAUGUCCCUGUUUUGGAACCAACAACUGUGUUGGUGUGUCUAACUCCACUGCACCAUUUAUGCACAGUCCGUCAGCUUUUUGGGAUCCCAAAACAAUUCCUUAUGUGUUUCAUGUACCUAGACAUCACCUUAUGCCUUGUGAAAGAGAAAGAUCUCACAGUGUUUCAGUGGCUGCUCCUCUAGUUGUUCAGCCGGAUCUGAAAAAACAUUUAGAUAGUCCCAAGUCGCAAGUACCUAGUGACACUCAAGUAAAUGCGUCUUUCAAUCAAUCACUUCAUUCUUUCUCACAAGCACAUUCACUUGAUCAAAGUUCUGCCAAAGCUACUGAGUCCUUGAACAUUGCUGAAUCAUACGUCAACCGUGAUAAUGUGAAUAAUAAUCUGGGUGUUUACUCUAAUUGCUCACUUUUGAAUUCUGAAUUAUAUCAAGCAGUCUAUCCAAAUGGUCAUACAGAACUUGCUGGUUGCAUGAAUCCAUCUCAAGUACACUUACCCUUUGCAAAUGCUGAUAAACAAAUCUGCAGAUCCUGGCAAAGUGCAGCAGGCCUCACACCUUAUCAAGUUGGUUUGCCGGACAUUUCACAGACAUACCUAAUCAGACCAAAUCUUCUUCCCACUAUGCCGAAUUGUUACUUCCAUAGCCUCGCUAGCCCACUACGCUUUGGUCCAGACACUGGUGUUUAUAUUCCUCAAUGUAAUCAUAGCCAAAGUGGCAGCAGUUUUACAAGUCCUAAUGAACAUCUUGUACCAAUAGAUCAUGGAUGUAGUGCCGUGAGGACAACAUCUGGUCAUUUACAUCAUAGUAAUGGUGCUAAUAAUGAUGGAAGUAAUGGCAGUAAUCCUUCAGCAACUCCACCAAACCAUUUACUUUGCAUGCCCUCCUCUUAUCUAGCUUUCUAUUGUAAUCAUAACGAGUCGUGUGAACGUACAACAAUGAAUUCACAGGAGAAAAGGGGUGUAGAUGAAAAGUGUUCUCACUUACAACACACUAAUACUUGGCUAGACGGUCAGUGUUAUCCAAUUAACAAGUGCCCAUCGACAACAGUUGGACAACCACAACCCAGUCUGGUAAUAAAUAACAAUCUUGAACACCAAAUGCACUACUUACAUUUGUAUGAUAAGAGAAAUAAAGAACCAGAUGUACGUGUUAAUCGGAGUAUAAGCUUUACAUCACCUGAGACUAUGAGGUUAGAUCAUUUCCCGUUACCACCGCAGCAUAAUGUAUAUAAUAAUCAUAACAGUAAUCGUUUACCAGCAUUUUCACAUUAUCGUUUACCUCGAUCUUACGCCUAUUAUCCAGCUAGUCAUUAUUCGUCCUUAGCAGCGGCAGCAGCAACGCAGAAUCCCAUACGAUUUGGUAUGCCUUUUGUCAAUAAUAACAAUAGUGUUAACUAUCCUUAUCAGAAUUACCAUCAUCAUCAUCAUUCAUUACAAGACAAUUCCUCGAGAAAACUAUCGAAUUCCUGCGGACUAGAUGAGAUUUCACAGCAACAUCAACAGAAUAAUAAUCUGAUACAUUUUCAUCACUCAUCGUCAUCUGAUAUGAAUAAUAAUGACAGUAAUAGUAAUGAUGACAAUAAUAAUACCUGUACCAGUUUGUUAGAUAGAUAUAAUCAACGGACGCAGACUAAUGUUUGAUUUUCAUGAUCCAACAAUUAUGCAUUUCAAUCUCAGUAUCCUUCAAUACCAGUUUUCCUUUUGGUAUGUGUCAUGAUGUAAUGACUGACUGUCUACUGUUUGUUUUUUUGUUUCUACCUAUCACUUUGUACAUAGUAUCUUCUCAACACUUUCUCUUCUUUCGCAGUGAGCUGUUUUUUUCCUACCAUAACAAUGAAUGUCCAUCCCAGUACUCUUAUUUUGUAAUUAAACCACAUCAACUCUGUGUGUAAAAGGUCUAACGAUGCAGAAAUGCAUUGAAUGCUUUCAAGUAAAUUCUUCAUUUUCCACAGUUCAUGCAUAGUAUUAUAUUAAUGCAUCAACAAAAAAAGAGAAAAGCUUAGUUGAAAUGGUGUAAAGAUUAUUUUGAAAAAUAAAACAAGUUUUGUAGUUCAGAUAUAUGCAUUGUUAUUAAUUGUCCUACUGUACAAAUGCAUUUUUGUCAUUUCCACGUCUGUAUUUUCAAGCGCAUUUCGCCUUUGUUUUGGUUUCCAGAAACCCUGGAAUACAUUUUGCAUUUUCUAAUUGAAACAUUUGCAUCACCUUAUUCAAUUAUUAGUAUGCACAUGUUAACCUAUUGUGAAUGUUAUAUUUGUUUUUAUUUAUUUGUUUAUUUUUGAUUUGUUAGUGUUUGUGUGCAUUUUAUUUCAUGACUCUUCGACACACAAACACAUACACAAGUGCAUAGUUGUUCAUUUUCAUUUAAUCUACUUUUUCUUUCGUUUUCAUUUGUAAUUUAUUUUGAACUUGUGUACCAGUGUAAAUUUGCCAAUAAAAACAUCUCUUUUUCUGUGAAAUAUUACUUCUAUAACAAUGAUGGAUAGUGACUAGCAGUGGAAUCCAGAACGCCCGUUUUGUCCUACAUGGGACUCG